UUUUCAAAUAGGUCACAGUGUUGUCUGAGGGAAAUGUUAAGGAAGGCUCUGGCUUCAGUACCUGUAAGCAACAUGAAGUUUGCCUCUGUGUUAGUCCUCCUUUUUUUCUGCUCUACUUUCAAGAAGUCCCAAGGAAAGUCAAAGCCCAAACCGGGCUGUGAAUACCCCCCGUCACAGUGGUGUAGGAGUUUGGAAAUUGCAAUAGAAUGUGGGGUAAGUUUGGAGUAUUGUUAUCAAGUUCAAAUAACUGCCCUCAGACAUAAUGCCAGUUGCUAGGCUCUGUUUUUAGUCUUUCAUAAAAUCUAUUUUCAUGUACCUUUUUUUCUUUGAUUAUACCCUGAAGUACUUUUUAAUUUGUUGCAUGCAGGCUACUACAGAAGUUAUUCAGUUGAAUGAUUUAAAUAACCUGUCAUUUUGUAGAAAUCAACUUUCCUAUGUCUAAUCUCACCAAGCAUUAACACGUUCUCCUGCAAUUUCCAUGUUAUAUGACAAGGGCAAUAUGUGAGUAUAUCCCAUGUUUAUCAGGAUUGUGGGUUCAGUUUUAAAUAGCUGUUCAAAGAGUCCCUUGUCCAUGGUUAAAUGAGUCAUGCUUUUAAAAUUGAGCACCAGAGGUCUUACAUUUCCUGAGGGCAUGUGACUGACGCCAAACCUUGAUGAGCUGCGUUUAGACAGGCAGCCCAAUUCUGAUAUUUAUUUUCACAUUGGUCUUUUGACCAAUCAGAUCAGCUCUGAAAAAUAUGUGAUUGGUCAAAAUAACAGGGGGUUGCAAGUGGCAUGGUUCCCACAUUUUACUCUGGUGAAUUCUAGGCAUAUCUCCAUAUGAACAGAAUGUAAAUUAUUUGUCAACUUGAAACAGUUCCUGCCCAGCUUUCUCUGAACAUGUAUCACGUGCUCAUGUAUCCUGUCUAGGUUCAGAAGCAAUGUCUGGAGCUCAAUGCCACAAGGCCCAAUUCAGCGGUACCCAGAGUUGAGGUGACCCUGUACUAUGAGAGCCUGUGUCCAGGCUGCAGGGUCUUCCUCACCCAGCAGCUCUUCCCCACCUGGGCCAUGCUCCACGAUAUCAUGGAGGUGAAACUGGUGCCCUACGGCAAUGCGCAGGUAGGCCUCUUCUCAAGAUGAAGAGUACUGGGUAAUGUUCAGUAGGGAGGGCACAUUGUAAAAAGGUUGUACAGGUUGUACCUCAGUAUAGGUCUUUGAUAGAUCCAUCCUCAGUCCCCGACUACUGAAUGAAUAAGAAAAUUAGAGCUUGUGUUCAUGCUGCAGGCUUUUCCCUGGUCUUCUUUCACAGGAGCUUCCCUCAGGGAAUUCUCCAUUCACCUGUCAACAUGGGGAACCAGAGUGUCAAAGCAACAUGAUUGAGGUGCGCUUCCCAAUAAAAUGGCUUGAAUCACUAAAAAUAGGUAGUCUGUCCCUGAAAUAGUUUUUGUAUUUCAUACAUUCCCCUUAGGCAUGUAUUCUACGUUCAGUGGGUCUGUACUUGGCAUUCCCUGUCAUUGACUGCAUGGAAUCUGCAGCAAAUGUUCUCGACGCCGCCCAACCUGUGAGUAUUGUAAUAUGUUUUGCUGUUGCAUACUUUUUUUAAAAUUCAAAAUGCAUUUGUUCACAUUUUGUUUACACAUCAAGGGCUCUGGUCGUAGUUAUAUUGGUUCUAACAUGCAGUCUGUUCUCCUCUAGUGCUUACAGCUACACGUCCCCUCAAUGACGUGGGACAGUGUCACAUCCUGUGUGAAGGGAGAGCUCGGCUUCAAACUGAUGCAUGAGAAUGCCCUGAAGACUAACGCUCUCAGUCCAGCCAAAACGCACGUCCCCUGGGUGACCAUUAAUGGGGUAGGACACUGCUGGGACUGAAACUAGGGGCACAAUGUAAAUAACAUGGCUAUAGUACAGCCAGUGGUAUUCAACUCUUACCCUAUGAGGGCUGGAGCCUGCUGGUUUUCUGUUCUACCUGAUAAUUUAUUGCACAUGCCUGGUGUCCCUAUCAGAUUAGAGGUGAACAAUGGGAGCAGUGGAACUUGCUUCUAGGUCCAGAGUUGAAUUUGAGGGCUCUACAGAUUAUUAACCAUAGCGUUACUGAGUGCUUCUUUUUGAACUGAUACCCUGCUACUUAAUACACUGUGUAUAGGUCAUGGAAUCAAACUAUGUGCCAAGGUCAAGUCUGUACAUGACUUUCCAAUUCCUCCUUUUUGCGUCUUUGCAGGAAUACACUGAUGACUUUCAGGACAAUGCAAUGUCAUCGCUUUUCAACUUGGUCUGCAAGAUGUAUAAGGUUUGUGUGGUUGGGGGGUGGUGUGACUAGUCCUUGUUUGAUGUACAAUUUAAAUGUAUUUGAGUAUUAAACUGAUCAACUUGGUCAUGGCCUGAGCUAAAAUGUAAUGAUCACCCAUAUUUGUCCACAGGGAGGCAAGCCCCCUGCCUGCACUGGAGCGCAGAAGAAACUAGACAGGAGUCUGUGCUGAAACCAACAGUCAUAUUCUGCAUGCCAUUCAUGUUUUCAAAAUAUAUUUUGUGUAAGUACCAGUUUCCCUCAUGAUCUAUGUUGGACUUGCAUGGUCUUUCAAAAUAAUCUGUUACUUAUUUGUAUUUCAUGAAUUGUAAUACUGAUAUAUUCUGUGUGAUUUGUAUGAUACAUUGUCAUAACUCCAUAUGUAUUGAUAAUUAAAAGGUUCCA
Coregonus sp. 'balchen' is the source of this 2668-nucleotide messenger RNA. NCBI's taxonomy places the organism in Eukaryota, Metazoa, Chordata, Actinopteri, Salmoniformes, Salmonidae. The record is from the annotation of a GenBank genome assembly.